AAAACCAAAAUUCCCACACGUGUUACGUACUCCACUCCUCACCAUCUCCUCCAUCCACCUGUCACUCACUUCCCGACCGCCAAAAAUGUCUCGCGCGAACAGCGCGCUCUCAUCUAUAAAUUAUAAAACACUUUUACCUUAAUUUCCUCGCUUACCACAAAAAUUCUCUCUUCGUCUUUCGUAUCGGGAAAUCGAGGAAAAGACAUUAUGGAAUCCCAAAAUCUGAAACAACGUAACAGCAGAGAUGGCCCCGACGUGACCCCCAUGGACGCCGUUGCCGCCGACGACAAAACCAAAAGUAGUAGUAGCAGGCCGAGGCGUGACAAGAGAAUGGCCACAGCCAAACGCGGUCUCAGGUCGCUAGCCGUAGCAGUAUCGAUUCCUCUCUCUAUGACCUUCUUCGACAUCUAUUUCUCUGGCUCAAGUGAAAUCUACGGCGCUCGAGCGAAACCGUUUUGGUUUCCGCCGCUGUGGAUCCUGAAUUUAAGUUACUUGGGCUCGAGUUUCUUGAUGGGCCUCGCAGCUUGGCUUGUUUGGGCCGAAGGUGGGUUCCAUAGGAACCCAGCGGCUCUGUCUCUGUAUUUGGCUCAGCUGGGGUUGAGUUUGGCUUGGUAUCCAAUCGUGUUCGGGAUGGGGUCGCCUUGGUUCGGAUUAAUUGUGUGUUUGGGCAUGUUUGGGGCUUUGGCGGGGUGUUCUAAGGCAUUCAGAGCGGUUAAUCCGAUUGCGGGUGAUUUCGUUAAGCCUUGUUUGGCUUGGGCUGCUUUUUUGGCUGUUGUAGAUGUUGAGCUUCUUUUUCUCCACAAGCAUUGAGAGUAAAUAUUUAGUGCGACUUUUUGUUAAUAAAUAAUAACUAGCUGGAUGGUGUUUAUAAAUACAAAUUUCAAAUUUUUAAUUUUUUAACU
Molecule: messenger RNA, 902 nt
Organism: Tripterygium wilfordii
Lineage: Eukaryota; Viridiplantae; Streptophyta; Magnoliopsida; Celastrales; Celastraceae
Product: translocator protein homolog
Exons: 1
Coding region: 208-810 (200 amino acids)
Cellular component (GO): membrane
Source: RefSeq, a predicted model, not a curated record